Messenger RNA from Pyrenophora tritici-repentis Pt-1C-BFP, 321 nucleotides. RefSeq names its product Tymo-45kd-70kd multi-domain protein. Lineage: Eukaryota; Fungi; Ascomycota; Dothideomycetes; Pleosporales; Pleosporaceae. The record is from RefSeq and is a predicted model, not a curated record.
AUGUCUGCGCAACCGGGUCACGACCACGUCCUCAAUGGUGACAGCAACUUCGACAUGGGCAACUUAAAGACAGAGAUGAUACUAUUGCAAAAGCAGUUGUCAAAAAUCAACAUCAGCUCCUUGGUAGCGGAAAUGGUCUCCCUGGAGAAGAAGAAUACAGACGAGGCCGAGCAAGGACUUGAUGCCGAGCUGAAGGAGGUGGAACUUUCGAUAGACGCUCUUCACAAGGCGAUCGCGACCGCGGACGAGGAAGAACAGAAGGAGUCGCAGGAUGUGACCACGGUCGAUGAAGAAGAGGAGUCGGACGGUAGGGCCUUGUAA